AUGGACUCCAUCACUCUCACUGCAGCAUGGACUCUCGGGCUGCUGGAUGAACCAUGGGAGACUAUAUGCCUCACGACGACCUUGCAUAAAAAUGUAUGUCACUUCCACCUCGGUAUAAACUACUAUAUUGAGCAACCUAACGUUAUUUCCUCUGAUGAUACUAACUUCAGGAGCAAGGCAAAGUUUGAGAUGGAACCAAAUACGGGAGUGACAUUUGAGGAUGUAGCAGGAGUUGAUGAAGCCAAGCAAGAUUUCCAAGAGAUUGUUGAGUUCUUGAAGACCCCAGAGAAGUUUUCAGCCGUUGGAGCCAAAAUUCCGAAAGGNGUUCUUUUGGUAGGGCCUCCGGGGACUGGAAAGACAUUGCUGGCCAAGGCAAUUGCAGGAGAGGCUGGGGUUCCUUUCUUCUCCCUAUCUGGAUCGGAGUUCGUUGAGUUGUUUGUGGGUGUAGGGGCCUCAAGGGUGAGGGAUUUGUUCAAUAAGGCCAAGCAAAAUUCACCAUGUUUGGUGUUCAUUGAUGAGAUAGAUGCUGUAGGAAGGAAGAGAGGAACAUGUAUAGGUGGAGGGAACGAUGAAAGAGAACAAACAAAAAGGUCUGCCAGCAUUAGUAGGAAGGCAGAUGAUGCUUGCACCAUAAGCAUAGGUUCUGCCAUUUAUACAACUUUGUUGCUGAACCAGUGGUUGCAACCAAUAAUAUGA
Messenger RNA from Vigna radiata var. radiata (mung bean), 696 nucleotides. Its product is annotated as ATP-dependent zinc metalloprotease FTSH 6, chloroplastic-like. The record is from RefSeq and is a predicted model, not a curated record. The transcript is spliced from 2 exons. Gene Ontology annotation, biological process: proteolysis. Gene Ontology annotation, molecular function: ATP binding; ATP-dependent peptidase activity; ATP hydrolysis activity. Bases 1 to 696 code for a protein of 231 amino acids. Gene Ontology annotation, cellular component: chloroplast thylakoid. NCBI's taxonomy places the organism in Eukaryota, Viridiplantae, Streptophyta, Magnoliopsida, Fabales, Fabaceae.